Trichomycterus rosablanca is the source of this 3250-nucleotide messenger RNA. It is a transcript of the gene epb41l3b, whose product is annotated as erythrocyte membrane protein band 4.1-like 3b. The transcript is spliced from 18 exons. The record is from RefSeq and is a predicted model, not a curated record. Gene Ontology annotation, molecular function: structural molecule activity; actin binding. Gene Ontology annotation, cellular component: plasma membrane; cytoskeleton. The coding region runs from base 536 to 2212 and encodes 558 amino acids. NCBI's taxonomy places the organism in Eukaryota, Metazoa, Chordata, Actinopteri, Siluriformes, Trichomycteridae.
ACGCGCAGUGCUAGGCUAGCUUUAGCUUUCACUGGAGCUCCACCCGUCGUGUUCAACGGUUUAUUUUCUUAAGUUUAUCUGUUUUUAAAUAGCAUGUCGUGUUUAUAUUUCUUGGCAUCAAUUGUACUUUAGUAAUUUAUCUGAAAUACAAAGUGAACGUGUAUUUUUUUUCCAGCGUUGUUAAACCUUACAUUUGGCAAGCCGUAGCCUAGUGGUUAAGGUACUGGACUAGUAAUCAGAAGGUCGCUGGUUCAAGCCCCACCACUGCCAAGUUCCUACUGUUGGGCCCUUGAGCAAGGCCCUUAACCCCUCAAUUGAUCAGACUGUAUACUGUCACAGUACUCAUGUAUUGCAAUGACUGCUGAUGCAGACUGGGAUUCAGCGGGCAGACAGAGUCAUUUUCGUAAUCAGCACCUUCUCAAGACCUUUUAACAGGUGAAGAUCCCAGUUAGAGCGAGGCUUAGAGAGGAGAAGAAGGCUGCACAUCUCACAAGUCUUUAAACAGCAGAAAUAAUUGAGCAACACUCACAGGCCGAUGAACAUGCAGUGCAAAAUCACCCUGUUGGACGGAUCUGAUUACACCUACACGGUGGACAAAAAAGCCAGAGGGCAAGUUCUGUUCGAUAAAGUAUGUGACCACCUCAAUCUUCUUGAAAAGGACUACUUUGGCCUCACGUACCGUGAUGCAGAACAUCAGAAGAGCUGGCUGAACCCUGCCAAAGCAAUAACAAAACAAGUUAGAACUGGCCCCUGGAACUUUGGGUUUAAUGUGAAGUUCUACCCUCCUGAUCCAGCCCAGCUCUCUGAAGAUAUUACAAGAUACUACCUGUGUCUGCAGCUAAAAGAUGAUGUGGUGUCUGGUCGUUUGCCCUGCUCUUUUGCCACCCACUCGAUUCUGGGUUCGUAUAUUGCCCAGUCUGAGGUGGGAGACUACGACCCAGAUGAGCUAGGCAGCGAUUACAUCAGCGACCUCCGCUUUGCCCCGAACCAAACCAAAGAGCUGGAAGAGAAAGUUGUAGACCUGCAUCGCAAUCUAAAGGGAAUGACUCCAGCUGAUGCUGAGAUGCUUUUUCUCGAAAAUGCCAAGAAACUCUCCAUGUAUGGAGUAGAUCUUCAUCAUGCCAAGGACUCUGAAGGUGUGGAGAUUAUGUUAGGUGUGUGUGCCAGCGGCCUCCUUAUAUACAGAGACCGACUGCGCAUAAACAGAUUUGCCUGGCCCAAAAUCCUCAAGAUCUCCUACAAGAGAAACAACUUUUAUAUCAAGAUCCGACCUGGAGAGUUCGAGCAGUUUGAGAGCUUAAUUGGUUUCAAACUUCCAAACCACAAAUCGGCAAAGAGGCUGUGGAAAGUCUGUGUGGAGCAUCACUCCUUCUUCAGGCUAGUGACUCCUGAGGCUCCUGCUAAAAAGUUCCUGACACUGGGCUCUAAAUUCCGCUACAGCGGGAGAACACAGGCACAAACACGCCGUGCCAGCUCUCAGAUCUCACGAGCUGCUCCACACUUUCAGCGCUCCACAAGCAAACGCCACACCAGCACUCGCAGUCUGGACGGAGCACCAGCCAUGGCCAACAACGACACUCUGAUAAAGGAUUUCAAGCCUGCUGUUGCUGCAGAGCCGCUCAUCACCACUGUAACUCCAGAGAAAAAGUUGGAAGAAGAGAAUGCAGAAGAGAAUGCAGAAGAGGAUGGAACAGCAACUCCUACAGAAACAUCUGAACCUGUUCCUCCCUCUCCUGAUACCAAGACCACAGAAGACGCCAAUGCUGCACCUGCUCAGGACGUUUUGGAAGAAAAGCCUGAGCUUGUGGAGGAGGCCAUCACAGAGUCUGAGGAGCUCAGUGAGCCAGUGGAGCCGAUCAUGACCACGGAGGUUCCCGUAGUCCAUACAGAGACCAAAACAAUCACUUACGAGUCCUCUGAGGUUGAUGUCAAUGGUGACACAGAGCCUGGUGUUCUGAUGAGUGCUCAGACCAUCACCUCUGAGAAUAACAGCACCACGACCACCACUCACAUAACAAAGACGGUAAAGGGGAGCGUCUCGGAGACACGGAUCGAGAAGAGGAUCGUCAUCACAGGAGAUGCAGACAUCGAUCACGACCAGGCUCUGGCCCAGGCCAUAAAAGAGAUCAAAGAGCAGCACCCAGACAUGUCGGUCACCAAAGUAGUGGUUCAUAAAGAGACGGAGAUCUCAGCUGGUGAGGGUGGCCAGUGAAGCAGGAAUAAGAAUUGAGUCUCAUGGAGAACAGUGCCAUUUACCCCCACCCCGUGGAUGUUCAGCCUCUGGAAUUGUUCAGUCUUCAGAGGAUAAAGCUCCUACAAGCUGGAAAAGUGGAGAAGAAAUGAUUCAAAAAGCCCAGUAAAACACACCUGCACUGUGGCAAUAUCAUUCAUAAGAUGAUGAACUCAGAAUUUCAUUGAAAUGAAGAGUUAUUUUGAAUAGCAUUAAUCUGAGGCCAUAAAACUGACCACUGCAAUACAUAAAAUCUCCAAAUGGGGUUGGGGUUUGGGCGAUUACCUGCCUUAAAUUCAAUCUUUUAUAGUGUAAUCAUAAAGUGUUUAAUUUAUGCAAACUUAUUUAUAGUAAACUCUUAAUUGGCGUGCCAACCACAAUGUAAAAAAAGUAUCACAUUCUUUAUUCCAGUGUUUCAGAGAGUUCCAAGUUGAGAAGCAGUUUGAUAUAGAUUAUACUUGUCCACAUUUUAUAAUGAUUUUAUAAAUUGAGCCAAAAGGCCAUAGAUUUUAAAAGCUAUUAAGUUAAAGUGUUUAAGUCUUGUACAUACAGUAUACACGCUUCUUAAAGCUUUAGAAUCACAAGAGUUCUCUUUUCUGAGAUGUUUUUACACAGUUGUUUAAAAUGGUUAUUUGUUAUUUGUUAGUGUUAUGAAUACUAUAAGUAUGAAACUCUUGCCACUGUUUGAAGGGCUGCUGUUGGUUUAUCUCACAAACCCUAAUAUGAAAUUCACUUUUUAUCUCACAGUGAUCCACAACUGUACGUGGCUUAAAGUUCACUUCUGGAACUAGAAAUGAAGAGAGAACCCUUGAGGCUUUUCUGAACUUUGAUCCAAUUACAAAGUGUUCGUCUCCUCAGGUGGUUCAUCAUCCUCUAGUGACCGAAAAUCAAUCCUGUUAUUUUUCCCUUCCUGAACACAGUGUGAAUUAUACAGACCCCCACACAAAAAGGAUUUUGAUGUGAUUAAUUUUGGUUUAUUUUUGAAAUAAAUAUUAAUAAAAUCUAUCAAUGAAAUUGUGA